GACUUGGUUAUUUCGUUUCGUAGGGGUGGUUGGUUAUAUAUAGAUAGAUAGAUAGAUAGAUAGAUAGAUUCAUCAAUCUCAUUGUGGGAGCAUGGAAAUUGCUCCUUUCCUUUCCCUUGCUCGCUCGCUCGCUCGCUCACUCUGGUAAGUAAGGGUAACUAACUAGAGCCUUCUGAAACGACCUGUUUCCCUACUUUUUCUUAAUACAAUAGGAAAAUUAUCAUUAUUAUUAUUAUUAUGUCAUGUGAGUUAUUAUUAUUAUUCAAAGCAAACGCGAUAGAUAGGAGAGAAUCCAAAUAAGUCCAACAUACAGAGACACAGGGAGGGAGGGUUACUGGCUGAUUCUCUGCUCUUCCAAUCAAAGUCUUCUGUGUUGUUGGAAGGCAUCUCUCUCCUUUUUGCUAGAUGGAUCUGUUGUGGAAGAUUAGCGCGAUACGAUGAGUGCGUCAACCCAAAGAGCAGGAAAUAUUUUCUCUUUUUCUCUCCCCUGAUAUGUUACCGUGGCAUCAAAAUAAAGUGGAUUGUUUUUAUCUGGGGAUAAUGGUAUUUUGAUCUUUAAGAAUGAAUGAAUGAAUGAAUGGGGAAUAAGUGAGCAAGUUGCCCAAAAACUAAGGGGGAAUAAUCGUUUUGGCUAAACGCCCCCCACCCCACCCCCUCCAAAAAAAAAAAAAAAACAGAGAGAGAGAGAUGGUUUGCAAAUCUCUUUAGUUUAGUUUAGUUUAAUUUGUGUGUGUGUGUGUUAUGGCUCUUCUAGAAAAGAAAAAAGAUGAGAGGCAGAGGCCAUAAGCUUUGCCUUUCGGUAUUUGUUGAGGCAUCUGAAAUAUUAUUAAUGGGUAAGUCUGUACCGUCUGACGACUUGGGAUCUAAUACCCCCACACCCCAUCUAAAUCUAAUGGUGAAAUGAAAUGCGCAACAAAAUCAAAAUCCACUUGCUUAUUAUAAUUAAUAAAAACUAUGAACCAAUUUUUUUUUAGUUGACAGGUACUGUGAGAGUCUGCAACUCCCAAAAUCCUUACUCCUUUUGUUUGGCUAGGAAUACAAACUUCAAAUUUGUAUUGUUUGACAGAAUCAGAUCGGUCAAUCCAUGUCCAUGCAUUGGCUUCAUCACAAUUCCCUGGAAUUCUCCUCUUGAGUAAGUUUAGUUUAGUUUAGUUUUGAUCUGAUUUGAUUUGGGAAGAAGAAAAGUGGCUUUUUUCUUGUCAAUCUAGCACAUAUAGCAUGAUCUUCGCUCGCACCUGCAGGAUCUUAAUUGAGCACAUCUCGAUGGUAACCCUAGGCCUAGCUAGCUUGUGUAAAAAUAAUAUUCAGCAACUUGAGGUAUACCAGACCCCACCAGGCCAACAUCUCCCUUUCCUCUAUUACUACUCCUACUCUUACUAAGAGUAGUAUAUAAGGGAGCAAGGCAUGGCAAUUUCUUUGUCAGCUCAGUGCCAAAGUUUCUCCCUCUUGGCUACUAGGUAGGUUGUUCAAUAGAAUAGAGUCAAUUCUUGUCAUAUGGCUUCUACUUCUCGUACCUCUUACAGUGACUCUACUUGGUCCCCACUGGAGAACAAGAAGUUCGAAGAGGCACUGGCUCGAUAUGACAAGGACACCACGGACUGUUGGCACAGGAUUGCCAAGGCUGUGGGUAGUAAAACUAUCGAGGAAGUGAAGAGGCACUACGAGCUCCUUGUGAAGGAUGUGAAGAGGAUCGAAUCGGGCAAAGUCCCUUUGCCCAACUACCAGGGGACUGACAGCGACGAUGAUGCUGCUGCUGAUAAUGAUGAUGAAUGGUAGGGAUAAAAAUGCUGCAGCCCCAGCGAUCUUUGUGAUUGCUUUAUGGAGAUGCUGACUAUCAAAAGGCUUAAGCGAGACGAGCAAAUGGAUCUCUUCUAGUCAAAAAGACGCGUUAAGAAGAUGAUUAAAAAAAAAAAAAAGUUAGUACUUGUAAAUAAAAGAACCGGAUGUGGGGGUGGGUAGUGAAUCCACAUUAUGCGUCUUACGUUUAAUUACCACUUAAAUUAAUUAAGCUCGCUAGUCUGAUGUGUUAUGAAGCUUAUAAAUGUUCAGUCUGCACUCAAAAGUAUGUGUAUGUGUGUACUUUAUUAUAAAGGUAAUGAAUAUAUGGAAGAAAUUUGGUCCUUC
This is a messenger RNA of Punica granatum (pomegranate), 2124 nucleotides long. The record is from RefSeq and is a predicted model, not a curated record. NCBI's taxonomy places the organism in Eukaryota, Viridiplantae, Streptophyta, Magnoliopsida, Myrtales, Lythraceae.